AUGAUUAAAUAGUCAAUGAAUUUUUCAUUAAAAAAAAGAAGAACUUAAUCAUCGGAACCUGUAUUUAAUGAGGAUGUGUUUGGAGAAUUAAAAAAUGAAAAGGAUUUUGAUAUGAGAUUACAAUAAUUAAAUGAGAUUUAACAAAUACAUUAGAUGACUUAAAGUUCUGGAAUAUCCAUAUCAUCAGCUAGAAGCAAAUCUGGUAAACAUUAGAUGGUGGAGAGUUAUGCUUAUUUAAUUUAAGAGAUGGUUCAUAAUAAAGAAUUACAAUAAUUCUGUCAUUAAUUUGGAUUUUCAAUAUAGGAAUUGGAAUAAUAUAAUUCAAUUGAAGAGAGAUAGAAUUUUGUAAUAAGAGCUAUGUGUAAACAUAUAAAAGAAUAGAUGCAGAGUAUAAUUAUAAUUAAAUAGGUUUUAUGACUAAGGUUGAAUUAAGAAUUCAUUAAUAUAGAGUAGAUGAAUGGAAUGAAUUACAAAAGAUGAAUAAAUAGAACAUUAAUAUAUUUGAAUGGUUGAAUGUGAAAUCUAAAUAUCAACAUUUAAGAAAGAAAUUACAAUAUGCUUUAAUUGAUAGUAUAACUGCUACUUAAGUGAAAUAAUAAUAGGAGAAAAGAAAUAGAACAUAUAGUUAAUCUAAUGUAUCAUAGAUCAGUAGGGUUAGUACUUCAUGUGCUACAACAAGUAGAAGAAGAUAAUCAUCUAUUUAAGAAUAAAUAACUGUGAAUCCUAAAAUUUAAUUGGUGACUGAAUAAAAGGAUUUUAAGGCAUAAUGGAAUGAAGAUUUAGAGAAAUAAUAUAGAUUGAAAGGUAAAUCUCAUAAGGUUUUGGGAUUAUAUCCAGUUAUUUAGAAGGCUAUUUUAGAUAAUGUUGGAUAGAGUGUUUGGAAUCAAUAAAGAGAUAGAUUAUUAACAAAAUAUACUGAAGGUGGAUGUUUAACAGAAGAGGAAGUAAAAUUUAUAGCUACAACAUCCUAAUUAUUGAAUAGUUGUUCAGAUAAAGAAUUUCUAUAGAAGACCAUUACACAUUUAGAUAAAAAUAUAAUAGAUGAAAUUGAAUUUAAUAUAGCUGAAUGUAUAUUGACAACUUAUACAAAUAUAUCCAAUAAUGUUAAAUCUAUUAGAUAGGUUUGGCUUAAGAAAAUGGGUGCUACUAUUGAAUAAUAAGUUAAGGAUACUCAUUAUAGUGUUUUGAGAAAGAUGUAAUUACAAAAGAGUUAAAAAGAACUUGAAAAAGUUAAAGUGAAAAUGGUAACUGUAUUUAAAGAUUUGUAAAGAAAGCAUUUAUUAAAAUUAUAAAAAGAAUUAGAUAAAGAUCAUUAUAUUUAAUAAUAAAAGGGUGUGAAUAAAAUUAUUUUGAAAUUCAAAGAUAAAUUAAUGAGAAGAGUAAAAAAAUAUAGAAAUGAAAAGAAUAAUGGGAUAGCAAAUGAUUUUAUUACUAGAAAUAUACCAAAGUAAGGAUCUCUAUUAUUUAAAAUUAAUAAAGAAAUGAAAUCUACUGAAUUUGUUUAACGUUUAUUUCAUCCACCAUCAAAAUUAAUUGUUAAGAAUCCUGGAUCUUAAACUGAUAGAGCUAUUAAAGAGGAAUAAAAAUAUAAAGUUAGAUCCUCCAGUACUAAAAAAUAAUCUGAUUAUAAGAGAUAUCUAAGUGGAGGUCCAUAAACAGAGAGAUAAUUUGUUUCAAAAGUUUUAGCUGAUUAAAAUUAAUAAAAAAUUAGUGGACAUAAGAAUCCUCAUGAAUGGAUUACAAGUGAAAUAGAAGUAACUGCAAUAAAUAAAAUUAAAGCAGCAAUUAGAGCUUAUCUUUAAAGAAAGAAGUAUUAAAAAUAAAAAUAAUUAAAAUAAGAGUAAGAAGAAUUAAAAAAGAAUUUAUUAGCAUCUUUGUUUAAAAAGAAUCCAGAAAAAAUAAAAAAAAUAGAAUCAGAAGUGACCAAAGUUAUUAAAAGUUUAGAUAAAUAAAAGAGUUAAUCAACUAUUUAUUCUUCAAAAUAACGAAUUUAAUCUGAUAUGAAAAUGAAAACUAGAAAAUUAUUUUAGGCUGCUAAAAAAAGAUGUCUAAAUAUUGCUAUUCAAUCAGGAUUUAUGUAUACAGCUGAAGAUACAAAUUAGAAAGAUGAAUAUGGUAGAACUCCUCUUUCUUAUGCUGCUGAAAAUGGAGAUGAAACUAUAUGCAAUUAUUUAUUAAAAAUUGGAGCCAAUAUUAAUAUUCCAAAUUUUGAUGGUAUGACACCUAUGCAUUUUGUUUUUAAGAGUAAUUCAGUAUCUUUGAUUAUGAGAUUUAUACAUUUGGGUGGUAAUUUAAAUAAAUUAAAUAAUGAUGGAUUAACUCCAGUUGCUUUUUGUAAUCAAGAGACUUUAAAGAAAUUAAAUUUUAAUCAAAUGAUCUCUUCUUCUCUUAAAUAAGGAUCAUUUGAUAAUCAUUCAAUUUUGAAUAAGAAAUAUCCUUAACAUUCUGACAUAAUAGAAGCAUUAGAAUUUUCAGGUAAUUUCAGUAAAUUAUAAUGA
Messenger RNA from Paramecium pentaurelia, 2498 nucleotides. The record is from the annotation of a GenBank genome assembly. NCBI's taxonomy places the organism in Eukaryota, Ciliophora, Oligohymenophorea, Peniculida, Parameciidae.